Molecule: messenger RNA, 964 nt
Organism: Amyelois transitella
Lineage: Eukaryota; Metazoa; Arthropoda; Insecta; Lepidoptera; Pyralidae
Exons: 2
Coding region: 93-911 (272 amino acids)
Source: RefSeq, a predicted model, not a curated record
UGUUAUAUGUAACAUCUUGAUAAUAAAAAGUAUAUUACUAUGUACAUUAACACAUUCAUUUUAAUUUUUGAACAGUACUCGGGGGAGGCAAAAUGGCUCCGAUAUUAUUAUUAUUUUUCAUCAUAAACGUGUUUAUAAUGCAGGCAUUCUCAUCCCAAGUACAGCCAACCUUCAAACAAUACUUAAUAACAACACCUCAGCCACAGAUGUCGACAGUACAAACAGUAAUGCCAACAUCAACAAAGCCAUCCACCAGCUUAUCAACAUUAGCAUCGUUGGCCAGUCUCCUAACUUCGGGAGGAUCCAAUCUUCCACAUUUACUAGCUACAGCUCCCCCCAAACAAGUAGCACCAACAGUAGUCACAACACCAGAAAAACCUGCCACUAAUAGUGUAGAUAUGGAUUUGCUGAACAAUCUGGCUAUAGCGUUACAAUUGAUGAUCGUUAACAACAUUUUAGCGUCGCCCACAUCUGAAACAGCUGCAGCUCCAACGCCGACAAAUACAGAAGCUAAAACGACUACACCAUUAUUUGAAUCGCUUGAGAAUUUAUCAUUUGCGCCAAUACAGAACGAUUUACCACAAUUCGCUAAUCAGUAUCAGAAUUAUCAACCCAACCUUUACGAACAGCAUAAUCAGAUGCCCAAUUCGAAUUUUGUUGGUUCGUCCGGCUUUGGGGAUUCUAAUCCGUUUAUGGGAACCGUGCCACCGCCUUCGCCAAGUCGGUCGGGACUAACUUUGAUGUCUCCAUACGAAGCCUUAUCGCCGAAUUCUCCGUACUUAGAUCCAAUAUUAUCAUCUCCUUACGGAUCAGUGAUGUCUUCAAAGAAAGAUUUCCAAUCACCAUAUUCAUCUAUCUUGGGUUCAGACAAGGACUAUUUUUCAAUGAGCUCUUUCAAUGAUUUGUUUUAAAAAUGUUUAUCUUGAUGAUGUUGUUUUUUUUGUUGACAAAAACUUUGUAAAUA